CCAGAGGGAAGAUAUUACACUACACCCAGAAAGUUAACCUGAGGAAAAAACCACAGCCACAGAGAGGAAGAGAAAGGGAGAGAGAGAGAGAGUGGGGGGGGGGGAGGGAGGGAGGUUGCAGAGAUGGGAAGAAGCCCUUGCUGCUCCAAGGAGGGCUUGAACAGAGGUGCGUGGACGGCUCAGGAAGACAAGAUCCUCACCGACUACAUCCGAGCUCACGGCGAGGGCAGGUGGCGGAACCUCCCCAAGAAAGCAGGGCUGAAGAGAUGCGGCAAGAGUUGCAGGCUGAGAUGGUUGAAUUACCUGAGGCCCGACAUCAAAAGAGGCAACAUAUCACCUGAUGAGGAAGAGCUCAUCAUCAGGCUUCACAAGCUUUUGGGGAACAGAUGGUCUCUGAUUGCUGGGAGACUUCCAGGGCGAACAGACAAUGAAAUAAAGAACUACUGGAACACCAAUUUAGGCAAGAAGGUUCAGAGCAAUAAUCAAACCAACUCCCAGUCUCGUGAUGGUCAUAAAGUAGAGAACCCGAAACAUUCCGAGACAUCGAAAAUGUCUGCUGAUGAUAAUAGCGCAUUCGAGUCGCCGUCGAGUGAGCCCGAGCAUCGUUUGGUCAAGACCAAGGCAUUGAAGUGCUCCAGGAUCCUCAUCAACCCGCUGCCAGAACAAGAGCUUCGCCGAAGCAAGGAUCCUAUCAACAAAGACUUGGCGGCGGUGGGGACGGGGGUGGAGGACCCGGCUCCCACCGGGGCCUUGCCACCAUUCGUGGGGAAUAUUCCGGCGGAUCUGUUGAUCGAUGACUUUGAGAUUGGGGAGAUCUGCUUGUCGGGGCUCCUGAAUUCCGAUCUGUCGGGCACCGGUAACCAAGAUCAACUCAACAGCAACAGCAACACGAGCAGGGACGAUCCGUUUGCUGAUCAGAGCCAAGUGCAAGGUCUGGCUUGGGCAGCAAUGAGCAGCGACUGCGCUCAUGAUAACCAUCAAGCGAAUGCUGCUGCCUCCAACUUCCAUCAGGCUUUUGCUUCCUUUCUUGACUAUAAUGGAGGAGAUCAGUGGCUAUGGGUAUGAUCAGCGAGGCAUUGUUCAUAGAAGAAGUUGCAUAUAGUGACACACUGUGCUGUCUGUGCUGUUCAUGAUUCCUUCUUUGUUUUUUGUUUUCCUCUUGGGUUUCUGCCAUCACUCUGUUUAUUCACUCGUGGAUUAAUUGUACGGGUCUCUAACCUUAAAAAAAUCCUUCCAUAAGAUGAUGUUUGCCCAACUUGUCUGAUAAAUAAUCCCAUGAUUAGUUGUACUUAGCUCCCAGAGAGAGAGGCCUGUGUAAGGGAGAGCUUUUU
Messenger RNA from Rhodamnia argentea, 1331 nucleotides. RefSeq names its product transcription factor MYB1-like. The coding region runs from base 124 to 1065 and encodes 313 amino acids. Lineage: Eukaryota; Viridiplantae; Streptophyta; Magnoliopsida; Myrtales; Myrtaceae. The transcript has 4 exons. The record is from RefSeq and is a predicted model, not a curated record.